GCGUCCAUGAACAGUUGUAAACAAAAGAAGGAACAAGUCUGCGUGUGUGUGUUUGUGCGUGUUGUGGCCAAGAUACAACACUUCACAGCACACCAGGGCAACAACUCAUCACUAUUCUACACCACAGUCAUAAUAUACUACUAAAGACAAAGAAGAAACUGGUGUAAGGGUUAAUUUGGGGCUGUGCGAGGAGGCAACGUUUAGUGAUGGGCCGCCGCUCACCCCAGACCCCGUGACCCCCAGACCCUGUGACCCCUUGACCCUGUGACCCCUUGACCUCGUCUUUAAACUCUAUUGACCAGUUUUAGCCACCAUGGGACGGAGCAGAAGCAGCAGCCACAGUAGCAACAGCAGUAGAAGCAGGAGCAGGAGUCGAGGUAGCACCAGCAGCAGUAGUGACAGCAGCGUUGACACGAAGGAAAAGAGCAGGAAGCAUCACAGUCAAAAGUCCAGCCAGAAGAAACAGAAGCAUCACAAAUCAAGGUCACGCUCCAGGGACAGAGGUCAACAAUCAAAGACCCACGACAAGAGCCACAGGAGGAGCAGCAGGUCAAGGUCGCAGGAGAGGAAUCGGAGUUCAAAGAAAGGGGAUAGAAAUAAACGCUCGAGGUCACGGGACAAACACCGCCGCUCGCUCUCAAGAGACAGAAGCCAGAAAGCAAAACGCCCUGAAAAAACACGCAGGUCGAGGUCAAACGACAGACACAAGAGGUCAAGGUCGAAGGAAAGAACAGCAAACAACACCAGUAAAAGAAGAAGCAGGUCUGACUCCUCUUCGUCCGGCUCAGAAUUGCAGUCACCUUCACCUGCCAAGAAGCCAAAGCAUAGAGGUGACAGCAACAGGAAGAAGGAAGUGGUAGAGGUCCAGCGACACAUUGAAGACAGCAGAAGAGAAAGGGAAAGGUGGAGUCGGUCUGCGUCGAAGGAGAGAGAACUCGCCCAGAAAAAACAGCGGCCAAGCAGAUGGGACGUUACCAAACCCACCAACCAGAGAAGCAGAUCCAGAACACCCAACAAAUGGCCAAGCAGCAGCAGCAGUGGUCCCCCGGUGAGGAAUAGGGAGCACUCGCCACCCACGCCAGAAGACAGGUGGGGCCACAAGAAGUUCUUUGAGCACCAGCGCGAGGGAAGCCACAGGAGUUCAGGUGGCUCGAGGGACCACUACCGUAAUGGAGGGACGUACAGGGACAGAGGUGACAGAGGUGGCGGAAGCUUCGGCCGGCGCAGUGUGGUGGGUGACCAGAGCGACGACUACUUCGGCUUCAAGCGUCAACAGCGCCAACAGAUCACCGAGGAGGGCGUUGCAGAGCUCUGGGGGACGUCACCAACAAGCGUGCAAGAUGACUCCGACGCAGUGAACACAGACGACGAAAGGAAGUCAAAAUCAGCCGGCAAAGGAGCGACAAAUGAAUCCUCAAGCUCUGAAAAGGAGAAGAAGAAGAAGAAGAAAAAGAAGUCUAAGAAACACAAGCACAAGAAGGAAAAGAAGAAGAAAAAGAAGAACAAGAAGAAGGCUAAGAGGGACAGCGACACCUCCUCCGACAGUGACAGUGACUCAGGCGUGGAAGAAGAGGACCUGAAGUGGAUUGAAAAGAGAAGGGACAGCAAUGGAGACAUCAUCGAGGAGGACGUGGUGGGUCCGGUGCCCAAGCCUCAAGUAACCUUAUCGAAGAAGGACUACGGCAAGGCCCUGCUGCCCGGUGAAGGAGCAGCGAUGGCAGCCUACGUCGCAGAGGGCAAGAGAAUCCCUCGUCGUGGUGAGAUCGGCCUGACCUCCGACGAGAUUGCCAAGUUCGAGGAUGUUGGUUACGUGAUGAGUGGAAGCCGCCACCGUCGUAUGGAGGCCGUCAGGUUGCGUAAGGAAAACCAGAUCUACUCGGCCGACGAGAAGCGAGCACUGGCCAUGUUCAGCAAGGAGGAGCGGCAGAAGAGGGAGAACAAGAUCCUGACGCAGUUCAGAGACAUUGUCCGCAGCAAGCUGAACAAGAAGUAAGUCAUGGUAGUGUUGGGUGGUAGUGGGGUUGUGAAGGGCUGCUCCCCUAAAUGCUGUGUCUGUUCCCGUGAAUAUGAAGAUAAAGUUUGGCAGUUUUCGAUGGAUAUGUUUUUUGGUGCAGUUUUACUUUUUCUGCCAAGUAUUUAUUUUUACACUUCAUUGUUAUUGUCUGCUGCUUGGUAAUCUUGCCAGAUGUUGAAUGAGUAAGGGAACUUUACUUAUCCUCUGUAUCGUUUCUUUCAUGAUACAAAGGUCAGCUUUGUUCCAUCUUACGUGUCCUGUGUGGGCUGUUGAUAAGUGGGACUGAAUGUAAAUCAGUUUCUUGAUACAGUAACAUUGUCGUGAAGAAUAACAUGUUUCACUCUGAAGAGCUAGAGAAGGGCAUAUUUUAAGUAUUAUUUUGUAUAUAUUUUCAAAGGUUAGAUGAUUUAAGGUAAAAGUACAUUAAUAACAAACUGUGCAUAAAAGGUUGCUGUGUGAUUUAUUUUACAUCCACUUCACAAUGGACAUCAAAAACAUAUUUAUUGUUGUAUGAGUGUAAUGACUUAUGCAAGGACUGAAGCAGACUGGAGCUAUUUGAUAAGGUUUUAAAUUAUCAUUUUGUACAAACUUUCUAAUGAGUCCUAAAAUAGAAUGGGAAUGAUUUAUAGAUUUAUAAAAUGAAGGUUUAUAAAUUUGAACUGUAGCAGUGUCCAGACAUACUAAGAUCUCACUUUCAGUUGCUAAAUUUGUACUGAGCAGGAUUUUAUUGUGAAGGUCAUAUUGGACCUUACACUGCCUGGAGAAACUGGCCUUUUGUAACAAUUUGAUGUCACCUCUAGAAAUAACAGUUUGUCAUCACGC
Messenger RNA from Eriocheir sinensis (Chinese mitten crab), 2836 nucleotides. Its product is annotated as NKAP family protein CG6066-like. NCBI's taxonomy places the organism in Eukaryota, Metazoa, Arthropoda, Malacostraca, Decapoda, Varunidae. Gene Ontology annotation, molecular function: chromatin binding. Bases 314 to 1993 code for a protein of 559 amino acids. The transcript is spliced from 6 exons. The record is from RefSeq and is a predicted model, not a curated record. Gene Ontology annotation, biological process: regulation of gene expression. Gene Ontology annotation, cellular component: nucleus.